Molecule: messenger RNA, 5088 nt
Organism: Naegleria gruberi
Lineage: Eukaryota; Heterolobosea; Eutetramitea; Acrasida; Naegleriidae
Exons: 3
Coding region: 1-5088 (1695 amino acids)
Biological process (GO): receptor guanylyl cyclase signaling pathway; intracellular signal transduction; cGMP biosynthetic process
Molecular function (GO): peptide receptor activity; guanylate cyclase activity
Source: RefSeq, a predicted model, not a curated record
AUGCAAUCAAUGCAUCUCGUUGCCUCAUCAAGGGAUUUUGGUGAUCAACAGUCUGCUGUGUCGGAUGGUCACAGUGCCACAUCAAGUACCACACAUCAUACAACAAAUUCAACAUGGGUUAAGAUACAAUCCUCAAUAGCAACCUUAACAGUUGCACUGCAGGAUAAAAAGAGAAAGACCUCUUGGAAAUACUUUGCUCUCAUAGUAAUAAUGAAUAUUUACCUCAUGUGGACAUCUAUUUUUCUCCCAACUCUAGGUUCUGCAUAUAAUUGGGGAGAAUAUGGUGAUUGGGUCUUCAAGGUAGCAAACUAUCCAAUUACGUUCUCACUAGACUUGAUACCAUACAUAGCCAUGGUAGUACUGGAAAUUGUUUCAAUAGUAUACGUGCUGUUGUAUCUGACUACAUCAUACCUAGCAUUUCAAGCAGUCAAUAAUUCAUCCAAACAAUCUGUAAGGAUAAAGAGAAUGUCCAUCAUUCUAAGCUGGCUGACAGUUUUCCUAACACCAGUCAUGUCCUUCAUCUUUACCAGCUUUAUUGAUUGUAACCUAUCCUCAUUGGUAACAAUAAGUGGAUAUGAUGAACAGAAGUACACUCUUCAAAGAUUUCCAACACAGGCAUGUUAUUCAGUGGAGAAUAUUGCAUUCAUAGUAAUAGGAUUUGUGGGGCACUUUCUACUGGUAGGGUCGGUGUUUUAUGCACAUUUGGCCAUUGCCAACAUGCAUCCUCACAACAUGGCACCACUAAGAAUGGAAUCAAGUUUUUCCAUCUCUUGCUUGAUGUCAUUUAAUAGCUUUGAACUUUUGUGCAUGUAUGUGAUACCACCUCAAUAUGCAUACAUCAGAUCCAUAACUCAUCUUAUUAUUUCCAUAGGUUGGAUUAUUAUCUUCUUUAAUCAACUUCCAUUCUUCAAGAGAGUUGAAAAUUCAAUCUAUUUGGGUGUUGGAGGAGCAAAGAUUGGAGCAUCAACAGGUUCCCUCAUUUCAGCAGCUGCUAAUUCGACAAAUAGUUGGCCAUUUGGAUUAGGAAUGAUGGGUAUGACUCUAGCCCUUAUAACAAUUGGAUUUUUGGUUGGAUUGAUUGUGGGAGAAUUAUAUACAAGGAUUGUUUUGAGAAUGGUUGAAAAGCUCAUUCACAAUAUUAUUCUGGAAAAGCAAAGCUCAGAGACUGUAAAUAUAUCACUGGAUAGAGCUAUUGAGAGGGAUGCCCUCACAAUCUACCAAGAAAUGGAUGAGAGCAACCUGCUGCGUCAGUUAGGCCUGUUUUUAAGAUUUUCAAUUGUUAACACCAAGACCAAUUCUAUCAAUCCAGAAAUUAAUAUGCCUCUCUCCUUUGUUAAAGGCAUUGCAAAUCAGAAAUCCUUCUCAGAGAGUGGUCUCUUGAUUAGUUCCGCUCUUAUAAUUGCCUACGAUUGGAAUGAUGAAAAUUCAUUAAUAUUUGCAACCUUAUUAUUGAAAAAGGCUGCCAAACAUGCUAAUAUUCUUCAAAAGGUGGUUGUUUCGGAGAGAAUUACAGAAAUUGAAAUUGAUGCGACAGAAUCAAAGAAUGGAAAGAAUAUGGUUGAAGUAAAGCACAUUCUUGAAAGAAUGACUAGAUAUCAGGAGGAGUUAAAGGCUCUCCAUAGAUUAUUUUGGAAAGAGUUAAUGAAUGAAAUUCCAAACAUGCAAAAAGUCGAACAAACCAAUAGAAGAAUAGCCUACCUCACUGAUAUCUGUCAUGUAACCUACUUGAAUGUCAUGUCAAACUAUAGUAAGGAAAAGACUGUAUUGAGAUCGUAUGCCUCAUUCCUUGAUGCCUAUCUAUUUGAUAAGGAACUUGCCCAGGAAUUAUUCCAAGAAGCAACUAGUAUUGAAGAGGAUGAAUCAAAUAAGAGAAACCGAUCUAAAAAUCACUAUCUCAGAAAUGUAUCAAAAUUCAAGUUUCUUAGUAAGGGGAGUAUUCACCCUUCACAUAUCGGUGAUGACUUUGUAAGAAAUAGCUUUGAUUCUGCCGGCAAUAGGGAUAUAGACAUGGAGAAGGAUGAUGGUAUGUCCUUUAGUGGUAUUGAAGGAAAAGAAGUUUCCAAGAAGGAAACUAUUUUCAAAUCGGCUCUCAGAGUGCCUCCCUCACACAAAUUUCAAAUGUUCUCUCUAUAUAUUGUCAUUUUCCUCUCUCUGUUGGCUACUGUUGUAGGAUCGGUUCUUGCCUACUUCCUCUCGUUCAAUAUUGCUGGUGAAAUACCAAUGCAGUUCGAUACUUGUAGAAGUACCAUGUCAACCGCUGGUAUUUUACGUCAACUAAGAAUGCAUCAAUCCUCUUUACAAGUUUACAAUUCUAGUUACAAAACCACUUCGACACUUGAUAUGUUUCACAAUGACUUUAUGGAUAAUCAUGAUAUCAGACUGGAGAAUUACAUCAACAUGUUGAAGAGAAUACCUUACUAUGCUCAAGCUGCACUCUAUACACCAGCCAUGUACGAAUUCUACACCAAGGAUAAUAUUUCCGUGGUGGUACCAUUCAUUCCAGAAACAUCAACUGUACAAAAUUUCAUUUCAAGCUUUAAGAGAAAUGCCUCAAUGGAAGAAAUUAACAAUAUCAUUAUUAGAAUCUCUGAGAAUAUUCUUAAUAAUUGGCAAGACAAAGAUUACAAUACUCCACUUUCUAACUUCGAAUUCAUGUACAUGUGGCAAAAUAAGAUUCCUUUAGGAGGUUUCUACACUACCUUUUGUGAAAGUUUGAUUAAUGCCAACUAUAGUGAUAGUAGUUCAAAACUUCAAGCCAUGAUGAUUUGUUUGCUGAGUAUUUGCUUUACCUAUUUUGCUCUCUUCGUUGUAUUUUGUGGGCUGUCAAGAUUGGAACUUACUUCCACUGAGAGAAUUCUCAAACUCUAUGAAAAAGUUUUAAAUAAGAACGUCAUUGGUAAGGCCUAUCAUGAUUUGGGAAGCAAUGAUGAUGCAACUAUCCACCUCUCAAAGAAUAUCUUUCUCAUUCCAAAGAAUUUCAUCCCACUAUUCGGAUUUGUUUGUGUUGUUCUAGUAUUUUUGAGUUUUGGUAUGAUGUACUAUGAAACCAGUGUCAAUGUUAACAAUACUCAUGUUUCUGGCUCAGCCAUCAAGGAUGGUACUGCACUUAUCAGAGUUGUUCACAGAAUGGUCUAUAGAGUGAGUGAAUACUUUACCUAUUUCAGUUUGCCUUCAGGUCUUCCAAAUAAUGAUCCACUAUUAACCACUCAGACAGAAUUGAUUGGUUAUAGAGCUAACGUAAAGGCAUAUCUUACUGAAUUGAACAACCGAUUCAAUAUGCUUGUCUAUGGUUAUGGUGGUAAACAAGAAGUUGUUGGAACCUAUGAAAAAGUAGAUCAACUUUUGAAAGGAGUUGCAAAUUGCUCUCAUUCUUACCCAAAUGCGACAUUCAUUGAAGAGUUCCAACACUGCUACGGUAUUGAGAAGAUGAUUUCCAUAUUUGCCUCUGAUACAGCUCAAUUGAACGAAAGAUUUUGGAAUGCUGGAUUCUACAAUCGAACCAUUGAGGCCUAUACUCUGUUGUUCAAGCUCUUUGCUAUGGGUGAUAAACUCUCAGACCAGAUGAACAUAUUCAUGACAACAUUUGUCCAAUAUGCCUCCACACCAAGUGUAACUAUUAUUUCAGUCUUUACCAUAUUUAGUCUACUUUCCUUACUAUUGCUCAAUUAUCAAUUGUACUUAUCAAUGGUGUCUCACUUUAGCCACGUUCAAUCUUUAAGAUCAAUGCUAAAUUAUAUCCCUCUCAAUAUUCUUGAUAGUAAUGAGCAUUUGAGAAACUUUAUCUUGUAUAAUUCUGUACCAAAUGGAUUGGUUGAACUCUUCCAAAGAAAGAACAAGAAACAAAAUAGUGGCGACUCAUCUAAUGUGAGAAGUAUUCUUAAUGCCUCUGUAGAUGGUUCCAUCUUGUGUAAUGAAUCUGGUUUGAUUGACUUGAUAAAUCCUGCAGCCCAAAGAAUGUUUGGUUAUAAACAAUCUGAUAUUGUAGGUGCUCAAGUAUUCACAAUGUUCGAAAAGAAGGAUAGAGAAUUACUGGAAAAGACUGUUGCCGAUCUCAAAGCACAAGCCAAAGGAAAUGGAGAAGCCAAUGCUGGUGAGUCCUUAGAAUUGGAAUGUGUAAGAAGAAAUCAAACAACCUUUCCAUCCUCUGUGAACAUCUUUGUGGCUCUCUUUGAUGGUAUUCCAGUUUUGGCAUUCAUCAUUAAGGAUGUAACACAAGAAAAGAAGCACAAUGCAUUAUUGGCUGAAGAAAAAUCCAAAUCCGAACAUUUGUUGAGAAACAUCUUACCUGAAGCUGUUGCAGCCAAGUUGAAAGCAGGAGAGACAUUCAUUGCCGAAAAGUUUGGAGACAUUACAUGUUUCUUCUCCGACAUGGUGGGAUUUACAAGUUUGAGUUCAGAUAUGAAUCCUACUGAACUGGUAGGCAUGUUGAAUAAUAUUGUUAAUGGAUUUGAUGCCUUGACUGAUAAAUAUCAUUUGGAGAAGAUUAAGACCAUUGGUGACGCAUAUUUUGCUGUUGGUGGACUGCACGCAAAUGCUACUUCUGACCAUCCGGAAAGAACUCUUCGAUUUGCAAUAGACACUUUCACUGUUAUUCAUGAUUACAAUAUUACAGCCAUGAACCCAAUUUCUAAACAAAUUAAUAUUCGUAUUGGUCUCAAUACUGGUGGUGUGAUUGCUGGUGUCAUUGGUACGAAGAAAUUUGCCUAUGAUUUGUGGGGAGAUACCAUUAAUACAGCCUCUAGAAUGGAAUCUACUUCAAAACCAGGUCGUAUUCAAGUCAGUCGAUCCACCUAUGAAAGAGUUUACGAUUUAGGAUUUGAUUUUGAAGAAAGAAAAGUAGAAGUGAAAGGAAAGGGAUUAUGCAAUACCUAUCUACUCAAUUCAAGACAUCACACGAAUGCAGUGAUUGAAAAUGAUGAACCAUCAAAUAUACAAAUAUUAGAAUUUAAAUCUCAUGAAUCCCAUGAUCACUAUCAAUCAAAAGUAAAAACAGCCCACUCCAUAGCUACAAUUGAAGAAAUCAAGACAAAACCUCCAACACCAACUACAGAAGAUUUGAAAAGAGCUUCAUCAGUACAACAAAUGUAA